AUGCCUAGCGCUCCCAGAUCAACAGCUUGCCAGACUUGCAAGCAGAAAAGAACCAAGUGCGAUAAGAAAUGGCCAGCAUGCACGCAGUGCACUCGAAAGGGCGUCGAAUGCCCGGGGCCUUCGUCCCUGGUCAAGUUCGUAAGAAAUGGCCACCACUCUUCUCCCCCUUCGUACAACCAGGCCUUGGCCGAAGGUUCCGAAUCUUCCCCAUCCUUUCAGCGACGGGUCAUGGUCAGCCAAGGCCCGUUGAAGUCGUAUCGUGGUGGGAAUGGGGUAGAGGGUAGCUUUCGCCUUCAAGUUCCUUGUUCUAAGCUUCAAACUGCCGUGGAUACUAUUGGAUCUCUAUUGAUUAGUCUUCUGGACACAAGGGGAACCUCAACUUUUGGGACCCUUCACUUUCUAGAGUUCUGUCCUCAGAGGAUGUCACAAAGUGCGUGUUUGCGGGAUUGCGUAGCGCUCUAUUGCCACGCUUGGAUCCGGUGCCAUCACUACCGUCAACCCGUUUCGGAGGUGCUUGAAAGCAAAAUUUAUGGUGACGCAAUCCGGAGUUUGCGAAAAACAAUGAACAGUAAUAAACUGUACACGGCUGAGACGCUCGGCGCGAUGGUUCUGCUGGAACGAUUCAUGUACCCUUGCAGACUCUCUAAGCCGAAAGAAUUAGUACGCCACCAACUUGGAAUCCGGCAUGUGAUGAAGCAAAUUGGCCCUCCAGAUCCAGAUGACGACCUGCACAGCUGGCUGGUUCGGGGAUCAGUCAACACGAUGUAUCAUGUUGCCAAGUAUGGCUUUAGUGAAGAUUCCACCGAACCCGAACCCGAUACACCCAGCAGCGAGGCAACUGGAACAUCCCCGUAUUGGGGGGAUGGCAGCCACUGGGAUAUAAAGAAAGAAGAAGAUGAUCAUGAUUAUGAGGAUGAUAAGCUCGCGACACAUGUUGAUGAUGAUGAUGGUGAUGAUGGGGUCAUUGACGAUGUCAAACAGCCAGAUACGUUGAUUAAGAGAGGCAGAGCUCUUGUAUUGCAGAUCGCUCUCCGUCACACCAAGAGCUGGCUGCCAAAGAUAAGCGAACUGCGACAGAAUCGUUGUGAUGUGGAGUGGCAGAAGGCCGCCCUCACUCAAAAGAUAGAGAAGCUGGAAAUGGCUCUCGGCAAUGUAUUGAAUAAAGCCUGGAAGUCGUGUUUGGCUUCAGGAUCUAUUAUCGAGAGCCUGGAUCCCAGCUUCUUCCUCGGCCGCCGGGUCGACUUUGUAUCCUUGAAGCUAGCGGAUGAUCUGUUGAGCAUGCUUCUCUACCAUGCCAUGACCGUACGUAUGCUUGGUGUCUUAGGAGACAUCAAUGGGAAUGCGGAUGAUUCACUCUUGAGCAAGUACAAAAGCAUAUGCCACCGCUGCUGGUUGUGCUUCCCGUAUUUAUGUACCGUCGACGCCGUUUUCCAAGCCAGCAUGUUCAAUAAACUCAUGGUGACACUGGAGCCUGCGACUUUGGAAGAGCUUGGUCAUUUCCUCGCCUUAGAUAUGGACUGGACUUCAUGUGGCGUGAAGGACCCGAAGGACGUCAAAUCGUUCUUCUUUUGGGUCCAUGGUAUGGCGACGUUCUUCACGGGCCAAUCAAACUGUCCAACAGGAUAUUGA
Clonostachys rhizophaga is the source of this 1629-nucleotide messenger RNA. The record is from the annotation of a GenBank genome assembly. NCBI's taxonomy places the organism in Eukaryota, Fungi, Ascomycota, Sordariomycetes, Hypocreales, Bionectriaceae.